This is a messenger RNA of Neopelma chrysocephalum (saffron-crested tyrant-manakin), 3615 nucleotides long. It is a transcript of the gene DRAM1, whose product is annotated as DNA damage regulated autophagy modulator 1. NCBI's taxonomy places the organism in Eukaryota, Metazoa, Chordata, Aves, Passeriformes, Pipridae. The record is from RefSeq and is a predicted model, not a curated record. Gene Ontology annotation, cellular component: lysosome. Bases 131 to 847 code for a protein of 238 amino acids. The transcript has 7 exons. Gene Ontology annotation, biological process: regulation of autophagy.
CACGUGUGAGUGCCUCUGUGUGCGUCCCCCAGGUCCUCGGUCACGGUCCGGGACUUCAGGGCGCCGCCACGGAGCCCGUCCGGGUGCUGCCGCCCCGCCGCUCGUGCCCCGGGCAGGGCAGUCGCCGGCGAUGCUGUGCUGCAUGCCCGGCGUGGCUUUCGUCCCCGCUUUGCUCGUCAGCUGGUCCUCGGCCGCCUUCAUCAUCUCCUAUGCGAUCGCCGUACUGGAGGGGCACGUCGAACCCCUCGUCCCCUACAUCAGUGACACUGGAACAAAACCUCCAGAAAGUGGUGUCUUUGGUUUUAUGAUUAAUAUUUCAGCUCUUUUAGGUGUAAUUACAAUGUACAUCAGAUAUUUAUUAAUAGAGAAGCAAAAUGAGUCAUCGCGCUUUGUUAGGUCUUCGUGCAACAUGUUUUCAUUAUGUAUUGGAUUGAUGGGCUGUAUUGGAAUGGGUAUAGUUGCAACUUUUCAGGAGCUGGCUGUUCCCAGUGUCCAUGACAUAGGAGCUUUGGUGGCAUUUGGCUCGGGUGUUGUAUACAUUACACUUCAGUCUAUAAUCUCUUACAAGUCCUGUCCACGAUGGAACUCUUACUUUGUGUGUCACAUAAGAAUGGCCAUAUCUGCAAUAUCAUGCAUUGCUUUCAUUCCCAUGAUUGUGUUCGCUUCUCAGGUUUCCAUGACAAAAAUUGAUUGGACUCCAGGUGAAAAGGAUUAUACUUAUCAUUUCAUGAGUGCAAUCUGUGAAUGGACGGUGGCCUUUGGUUUUAUCUUCUUCUUUUUAACGUUCAUUAGAGAUUUUCAGAGAUUUUCUUUGAGGAUAUCAACAGAAAUAUAUGAAGACUUCUGAUAGUGAAAAAUAAAAAUAUUUUAUAUCUGUGAAUAUUCUAGGUUUCUUUUUACUCAUAGAAAAUGUUACAGAGGGACAGGGAUUGAUAAAUUCUAUUAAGAACCCAUGCCAUUAACUCUGUAACAUCUAUAACAGCAUCCACUAAAAGAUUUUAAAAAAAACACAGCAAUGUUCCUGCUGCCUUUUUGUAAUAUUUUGUAAGUUUUAUACAGUUUGUUAUAUUAAAAAUACUGUAAUAGAAGCAAUCCCUAGAAGCACUGCAAAGUCAUUCAAGGACUCGAUCUCCUCAGAUCUUCCCUUUUGGACAUGUUCAUACUUUAUAAUUUGCUGUAGUCUAAUUAGCAACAUUAGUUUUAAACUGGAGAAAGUACAUUUUGCAAACAGUUAGGAAAGUCUGAAGGGAAUGGAAAUCACUAAGGCUGAAUUCCUACUCUAUCAAGUUGCAAGGGCUGUGGAAGAUGUUGAGAGCAGAAUUGGGCAUCUUUGUUUCAAGACUAGAAAUUUAAAGUUAGUAGGUGAUAACACUAUGCUACAGGUUUCUGAUACUGGCCAUUGUAUACAAAUACAAAUGCUAGGAGAAGUUUAAACUAUAUUGCUUGAAAAGGUGUUUUCUAAUCAUCACUGCAAUAUGUAAAAAUUUACCCCUUUUUCCCUUUUAUGCACUGCUGGCCAUAGGAAACUUACAACUAAAGUGGGAAUAGAAAGUAAACUUACAUUUAUGCAUGCCACACUAAAGAGAAAUCUUAUUCCGAUUUGGUUAACUCAAAGCAGAAAUUUCCAGCCUGUGUUUUAACCUACAAUGAUGGAAUGAAGAAGGUCUCCAAAAAGUCUUUGGAAACGAAUGGAAAACAAGUAGAUUUCAGAUGUUUGGUCCUAUGUGUAUGAGUAUUAUAUAUAUAAAACUGAAGAAAAAAAACCUGGAGAGCAUCUGUAGGGAAGGUAUGGCAUAUUUGCUGCUAUAUACUUCUGUAAUGAAAAACUGAGAAAGGAGCUAAUUGUGGAGUCAGAUGUUACAGGUAUCUGCAGGCAAAAAGUUCUUUUGUGGACUGAUCUGCUACCUCCAUUCAGUGCAUUAGCCACUUGGCUGUCAGUUCAGUUCUCUGAAAAUUACAUUUGCCAUACUCUAUCACAGUUUAUGCAGAAAUAUUGAUGAUUUUCAGUUGCUAAUUUUCCACAAAAUAAAACGAAUGCGUGUUUUGGACGGUGAUGUUUUAAGAUUAGUCGUAUGUUGAUAUUUCCUUUAAUGUGUAUUUUAAACUGUAUUAAAUUCAGCUGCUUCACAACAUGAAGAGUCGAUGUUUUCUUUAUAAGUUCUUCCAAAUAAAAAGAGUAAAAAUGUUUUUCAUUGGCAGAUUUACUUUCCAUAGUAAUCAGGUUAUCUUUCAGGGGUUGAUAGCUACAAUCAAAUUCAAAAUCAAACCUAGUACUGACUAAAUAAAGCACCUAUGUCUUGCUGAUUGGGUAUCCUGCAAGGGACACACAUUCUUUCAAGAGAAGAUCAGAAAUAUUCAAAAGAAAAUGUAUAUCAACCAUAAGAAUUAACAUCCUGUUAUUUUGAAGGCCAUGUUAAGAAAAGACAAUAUUUCUUACUAUGCUAUGUAUUGUUCUUCUAUUGUUUUUUAUUCCUAGUUUUCGUAAACUAAAUUAUAAGAAGCUUGAAGUUGUUAUUGCAAAUGAUAACCAACCUUUACAGUGAUUACAGUAUCCUAAAGGGGGGAAAAAAAUGUUCAGGGUGAAUUAAGAUAAUCUUGUUUGCUGAAAUCAAUGUGUUAAUUCAAGUACUGAAGAACUACUGAAUGAAGUACACAUGGUGUAACUCUUGGGGAUAGUCCUGUGCAGGGCCAGGAGCUGGACUCGAUGAUCCUUGUGGGUCCCUUCCAACUCGGCAUAUUCUGGGAUUCUGUGAAAUCCUUCACCUUUUUCUGAGCUUUAUCAUGGUACAUUUUAAUGAGAGCUAUAUUCAUGACCAAAAGAAUACAUUGCCAACCGUGUACCUUUUAUUAAAUUUGUUAGGCCAAAAACAUCAGCAUGCAUCGACAUGCAGAUAGAGACAAUGGAUUAUUUCCUUUUUAUUUGUGCAGUGAACAACUACUGAAAACACUGUGAUUAUUCUCUGGCUCCAGGCAGAUUUUCAGUCAAGAGCUUAAUUACUUUUUCAGUUGAAAUGGGAGUUGACAAGUUGCAAGCAAUUGCAAAAAAAUAUUAUUCUAGCAAGGUGUACUAUUUUAGCUGUGUCUGACUCUUGUUAGUUAAUACCCUUUCAUUUUUUAGAAGCAAGUGAUCUCUACAGGUUGGUAUGGAUAAUGUCGCAAAGAUUUCUGUUGCUUUUUCUAUAUUUUCCGACUUCUUAGCAACAAGAAAUAGCUAUUUUUUCUUGGAACCUAUACUAGAAAUAUUUUCAUCAUCUGCUCUGCAUGAUGUUUUCUAUUUGUCAGCCCAUCAGCAGUGAUUGAGAAAUUCCUUUUACGUAAAAUACGGUAAAUCACAUGACAGUUGCUGUUAUUUUUAGUGGUUAUGUUAAAUCAUUCUAUCCCUUCCAAAAGUGCAAAGGCUCAUUUUUCUAGGUUAUGCAGCUUGAUCUGCAGAUGAAAUACCACUGGUGUGGUCCCUGUCACAGUUCCAGAUCAUGUCACGUAAGGAUGAAACUCAAUCAACUCAAAAUACCUAAAACCAACUUUGUCUUAGGACACUGUUACUGGCACUGCUUUUCCUUCCUAUGUGCGCUAAGCCAGUGAUCACCAUAUAUUGCACCUUUGGCUUUUCUCAUG